This is a messenger RNA of Cajanus cajan (pigeon pea), 1382 nucleotides long. Its product is annotated as cyclin-D1-1. The record is from RefSeq and is a predicted model, not a curated record. NCBI's taxonomy places the organism in Eukaryota, Viridiplantae, Streptophyta, Magnoliopsida, Fabales, Fabaceae.
UCCUACAAUGGUAUAUAUGCUAGACAAUUCUUGUAUUCACCACUAAUACAUUCUUAAACACCAUGUCUAUCGACUCCUCGAACCACCCAACUCCUGACUUGUACUGCAGUGAAGUAACUAGCGAGGUGAUUCACUUGGAUUCCGAUGAGUCUCUGAAGUUUCAUUUUCUAUGGGAAGACUCUGAUUCUGAUAGUGAAGGAAGUUGUCUAUUGAGCUUAUUAGAAUCUGAACAUGAUCAAGUACCGGAACAAAGAAAGUCACUAAGACAACUUCGCAAAAAAACGUGGCUGAUUAAUGCUCGAGAAGAGGCCAUACAUUGGAUCCUAAAGGUGCAUUCUUACUACAAUUUUAGACCCGAGACAGCAUAUCUUUCUGUAAAUUACCUCGAUCGUUUUCUUUUGUCACACUCCUUGACGGAAGAUUCAGCAUGGCCUAUGCAGCUGUUGUCAGUUGCUUGUCUUUCACUUGCAGCAAAAAUGGAAGAAACCAAAGUGCCACUUCUUUUGGACCUUCAGGUGAUCGAGUCCAAGUUUCUUUUUAAGCCCAAAACAGUUCAGAGGAUGGAGCUUUUGGUUAUGGCCAGUCUCAAGUGGAGAUUGCGUACUAUAACCCCUUUUGAUUUUAUCCACCUUUUCAUUGCCAAGCUUUCAUGCUCUGCUUCCAGAUGGCGAGAUUUAAGUUACAUUGUUUCUCGUGUCUCAGAUGUUAUUAUCAGAACAUGUCUAGUCAUGGAUUUCUCGGAGUUUUCACCAUCCACAAUAGCAGCAGCUGCACUGUUAUGGGUAACCAACCAACGUAUAGAUGACAAGAAACCGGAUUGCUUCCACAAGCAUAUAAGCAUUGAGAUGGUGCAUACAUGUUACAAACUAAUGAAGCAGAAACUGAUCAUUCGCCGAUCAGAAUUUUUUUGGUCAAAGACUUCACAAUUAUUGCCCCGAAGUCCCACCUGUGUGCUUGAUCAUGCAGCUAUGCAAGAAAGCAGCGAUGCUCUCAAGCCCUGACUUGAAGCCUUGCCACGUGUGUCACUAGCCAAGGAAUCUAAAACAUUACUUUCAAAUUUUCCAGUUCUGAUUCAUUACGGUUUCUUUGAUUUGGUGUGAUUGUGUGUGCAUCUUCCAUCAGGUUCAUCAUGGAACAUUUAAUUGUGUGUGCAUUUUGAAUAAGGUUCAUCAUGGAAAACUCUGACUGUAAACGGAAGUAGUUAUAUUGAAAAAAUUCUACGACGUUGUUGAUUUUCCUUUUUGAACAUAAAUAGCGAGUUGUACCUUUAUUUGUUGUGUGGAGUGGACCACAUUUUUCUCAGAAGCAAAUGAAAUUCCUCGUACUUGCGAUAUGCUCGCUUCCAAAUUACAGAGUUAACUCACUGAUUAAACAAUCAUGGC